GAAAGUUGAAAAAUUAAUCAAGGAUCGAACAACAAUGGUCGUGUGAAUGUUAUAACUCUCGUGUUCUGGGCUGAACCUCUGAUGUACACGGAUACAAGGUUCACCAUCAUUAGGCUGACUCAGUCACUUGACUUUCAUCUCAGGUUUUUUGGCAGCAUAAAAUAUUGUUGUGAACAUUAUAGAUGUAGCCAAAUCUUCAAGUGGGUAAUAGGCACACUACACUGGUGGCAGCGGUCCAAGAAUCCAAAUUUUGAUACCAAACAGAAAGAACACAUACAGUCGAAUACAGUAAUUUUUCUGAUCCCUGAGAAGUCAAUGAAUAAGACCAAAAAACGAAACACAGAAGGAAAUCCUGAGAUGCUGCAAAUCAAGCCAUUAUCUUAGUAGAUCUUAGGAAAAGACUGUCAACAACCUUUCCCAUGUUUGAGACUGUGUCCAGCGUAGCCUGAUAAAUUGCAUCUGUCUUGGGAUCGUCAAAGAUGACGAGGCAUCCAGCACCCUGGUCAAGGGUUCCAGCAAACUUCUUAUCCAAAAUCAUCUGAGACAGCUUCUUCUCAACAUGUUCCCCAGGCAACUCAAUAAGCUCGGCAACAUGCCCUAUCUCAACCUUGGAGAACGGCUCAAUCAACCUGCAAAGGUUUUGCUCCAGGAGAGUGUCAUAAAGUGAGGACAGGUGACGGUGGACGAUUGGGUCCUCAUCCAGCUGUGACUUGAAAUUCCUAAGAGCAUCCUCGAAAAGCUUCAAAGACCGCUUUGAGUGGGCUUCAGCAACUGCUUUCAUGGCAUCUAGUUCUGGUCCCUGAUACUGCAACCCAACCUUAGGUGAUGAUAUUAUGCUUGCGACGUCAUCCGCCUGG
Molecule: messenger RNA, 857 nt
Organism: Cuscuta europaea
Lineage: Eukaryota; Viridiplantae; Streptophyta; Magnoliopsida; Solanales; Convolvulaceae
Source: the annotation of a GenBank genome assembly